AUGGUCAUUGAUACGGAGUUUGGAAACGAUUCUUGUCCCGAAUGCAGGACACCAUGUUCACCUAGAGAUUUACAGCAGGUCAACUUUAAACUGGCAAAUAUAGUGCAGUAUUAUAAAUCCUUGCAGGAACAUGAGAGCACCAAGAAGGUGAGCUGUACCUAUUGUAUUCAGUCUUCGGUCACAGCUGUGAAGACAUGCCUGCACUGCCAAGCUUCUUAUUGUAAGGAGCACCUGGAAUUCCACAGAAAAGGCAAGGAACAUGUUUUAGUUGACCCCACAGCAUCACAGCGGAGCAGAAAAUGCAUCAUCCAUGACGAAGUCUUAACAUAUUUUUGCAUAAAGGACCAGACAUGCAUUUGUACAUCUUGCAGCGUGGUCGGAGAACACCAAGACCACCAGACUGAGGUCCUGCAAAAAGCCUCUCUGAGUAAAAAAGAGCAAUUAAAAAAACUUCUUGAAAGCUUAAAAUUAGAGCAGGAAUUUUUUAAGGGAAGAGCUAAAGUUUUGCUGGGCGUUCUCAAACAAACGCAAGAAAAAGUAGUAAUGUUGAAAAACGACAUACAAGUCAUGUACAGCGAACUCCGUGAAUGUGUCGUAGACGCUCAUGUCAGUGUCAUGAGUGAGGUAAGGAUACACAUGGGGCAGGUCUCAAAUCAGAUUUCUGGCGAAAUUUCUUCUGUACAAAAAAGAGCGGCCAAGCUGUCCCAGGACAUAGGACAUCUUCAGACCGCCUGCAGCAAAAUGGACCCCUUCCUUAUUUUACAGGACAAAGUGUGGAGUGCCUUCAGAGCAGAACCCGAUGCAGCUCCACCAGUCCUGGGCUUGGACAUGUUACUGAUUGGCUUAAUCUCACAGAGAACCAUAGAACGUCUUUCAGACCAUCUACCACAACUGUCCAGUCUUUUGGUACGUUUACAUUACGAAGCCAACCUCUUACUGAAUGAAGCCACGGCCAGUCGUUUUCUUACCCUCUCUGCUGAUCUAAAAACUGUUAAGUACUCCAGGAAAAAACUUUGCCGAGAACCCAUGCCAAGCAGGUUUGAAACCAGUCAGGUCCUUAGUAUCUCAUCUUUCUCCUCUGGAAAAUACUUUUGGGAAGUGAGAACCAGUCACACUGGAGUGAAAGCCGUUGGCGUGGCCUAUCCUACCAUAGAAAGAAGAGGUUUAAAGGCUUUUUUAGGAUAUAAUGAGAAGUCCUGGUGCUUGAUCUGGGAGAAAGACUGCAUUGAAGUAUGCCACAACUCAGAUUGCAAGCAGAUUGUAUCUAAUGAUUCCAGCAUGAGUGCCGUUGGAGUAUUUUUAGAUUACGAGGCUGGACAGCUUUCAUUCUAUAGACUUUGUUCACAAGUGGAGCAUCUACACACCAUCACAGCCAAGUUCUCCGAGCCUCUGCAUUCUGCCUUCUAUGUAGUUGAUGGUUGGAUCAAGAUCAACUCCAAAAAGCAAUGCAAAUAG
Bufo gargarizans (Asiatic toad) is the source of this 1455-nucleotide messenger RNA. Its product is annotated as tripartite motif-containing protein 16-like. The transcript has a single exon. The coding region runs from base 1 to 1455 and encodes 484 amino acids. Gene Ontology annotation, molecular function: protein binding; zinc ion binding. The record is from RefSeq and is a predicted model, not a curated record. NCBI's taxonomy places the organism in Eukaryota, Metazoa, Chordata, Amphibia, Anura, Bufonidae.